GUGCAUACUAUGGCCGAUCAAGUCACACCCAAACCCACCCCUCUGUCCUCCAAUUGAACCACCGCCCUUCCAUCCUUUCUUCCUUUCUUUCUUUCUUUUCUUUCUUUCUUCUGUCUGUCCUUCUUUCUUUCGAAGACGACCGUGGAUCCGGGAAAGUCUCCACGAGAAACCAAACGAGACUAGAAACGUUCUGAUCGCGUCCUCGAUAAAAUAUUCCUUGACGUACGUUCCGAACUCGACGGUUGGAAACAAUUUGUUACUUCUAUUCUCUUUACUUUUCCUAUACUCGCCGUGUGUUUCGAACUUUUUAAAGCAAAAGUAGUGUGAAACGUGAAUUGUGCGUUGUUUCAUCUUACAAGUUAUUUCCACGAAAUUAACGAUCGAAAAUACAAAUUUGUGAUAAACGUAUUUAACAAAACGCGAAGGGAUUUAUGGUUUUUGACAUUACAGCUUCUUUUGUUUCUUUUGUGAAGUGUUACGUACAUCUCAAAUAAUGGAUGUACUUAUUGAAAGAACUUAAAAAAAUUAUUAUUUUUGUUCGCAACUAAUCGAAUCUAAAUCGACGAGAAUAAUUUUAAAUGGCAUCUUGUAUAUUGAGAUUUAUUGGAACAUUUAAUUCUUUCAAGAAUUAUCAUGUCGUGGAAAAUGGUAGCAAAAUUGUCUCUUUCAUGUAUAAUCAUAACUUUUUAAAGACUCAUAUUCCUGUAAUCAACAGCACACGGAAUACAUCAUUUUUUAAUAAACGUCCUGCUGAGCAGUUAUGGAAAGGUGUAACUAGCGUUAGUAAUGCAGGAAAACGGAGAGGUAGAGCACGUGGAGUGGCAAGAAGAAAGGAUUUGAAUAAGGGUCAAAUUAUUGGCGAGGGGAGAAUACCAAUACAGUUUCCUGGAUUAAAUGUACCAGUUAUUCAUGGAAAAGAGAUAUUAAGACAACAUAAACUUCCCGAAGAUCCUGAAAGACAAGAGAAGCUUAUUAAAUUACGUGAGUCUAUGUCAGCACGGAAACGUGUUAAAUUGUCUCCUUUGGAACGUGGUUGGACGAGUUAUAGACCUGGAGGAAUGAAAAUAGGUCCUCCUGAACCAGUCGGAGAUGAUACAUUUGAGGGUUUUGAAUCAUGGGUACUGGAAUGUAAGUUAGUUAGCACCAUGACCCACAAUCUGGGACGUAAAAGUAGAGUUAGUGCAAUGGUUGUAACCGGUAAUGGAAAUGGAUUAGCUGGAUAUGCUGUAGCAAAAACAAAGGAAACGAAACACGCUUUAGCUGUAGCCAAAAGAAGAGCUGGAAGUAAAGUAGUAUAUAUAAAUAGAUACAACAAUCAUACUGUGGUACAUGAUUUUUAUACGCAAUGUGGAAAGACUAAGAUAUUUGUACACAAAAUGUACGAAGGUUUUGGUCUUGUAUGCCAUAGAGCGAUAAAAUGUUGUUGCGAAGCGAUUGGUAUAAAGGAUAUUUAUGCUAAAGUAGAAGGUGCUAUAAAUUAUCAGAAUAUCAUUAGAGCAUUUUUCGAGGGUCUCUUAAGACAGAAAUCAUUCCAAGAAAUGGCAGAUGAGAAACAGUUACAUUUGGUCGAAUUUAGAAAAGAAAACGAUUAUUUCCCUGUCGUUGUUGCCUCUCCGGCUCAAGUAAGAACAUCAGAGCAAAUAAAUCCAAGUGAAAUUUUAGAUUUUAGUCAAUAUUUAAUGGAUGGUAAAGUUGUAUUAAAGAGAAAGAAACCUCCUCCAUUCUAUACAAAACUUGAUUCUUGGAACACACAUCUGAAAAAAAUGGAACGUAUUAGAAAUAAGAAAGAUGUUAGAAUGAGAUUGUACGCAGAAUAUGGUGAUGUUCGUAGUUUUCUUGCAGAAAAAUAUCCAGAAGCAAAAGCGAUAUUUUGGUCGAAAAAACGAGUACUAGCAGAAAAAGAAGCGAAGGAGAAUCAAUAACUUGAGAAUAUUCUUUCAAGAUUGUGUGUAGAAAUCUUUUUAGUUAUGAAUAAACUAUGACUAAUAACAUCGAUGUAUUGUUUAAAUAAAGAAUUUACGAAUAAAU
This is a messenger RNA of Polistes canadensis, 2028 nucleotides long. RefSeq names its product 28S ribosomal protein S5, mitochondrial (gene mRpS5). Lineage: Eukaryota; Metazoa; Arthropoda; Insecta; Hymenoptera; Vespidae. The transcript is spliced from 7 exons. Gene Ontology annotation, molecular function: structural constituent of ribosome; RNA binding. Gene Ontology annotation, cellular component: ribosome. The record is from RefSeq and is a predicted model, not a curated record. Gene Ontology annotation, biological process: translation. Bases 579 to 1922 code for a protein of 447 amino acids.